This is a messenger RNA of Tilletiaria anomala UBC 951, 1710 nucleotides long. RefSeq names its product glycoside hydrolase family 1 protein. Gene Ontology annotation, biological process: carbohydrate metabolic process. The transcript has 3 exons. The coding region runs from base 120 to 1685 and encodes 521 amino acids. Lineage: Eukaryota; Fungi; Basidiomycota; Exobasidiomycetes; Georgefischeriales; Tilletiariaceae. The record is from RefSeq and is a predicted model, not a curated record. Gene Ontology annotation, molecular function: beta-glucosidase activity.
UGCUACCUGUAUAUGCACUCUUGCAAGCCAAUGCGGUAUAUAUAUUCGACCAUAGGUCGAAUCGCGAGCGUUGCAACCUCGCCUCCUUGAUAGUAUCGACCGCCGUCCUGCUUUCGUGAAUGGUACCUUGCGAGAUGGUUGCGCGGCUCGGCCAGUUAGCUGGCGCGCUGGCGCUUCUGGCGACGCGCGUCGCAGCAAACUAUGUCAUUGACGGUCACGAUCUCCCAGACGACUUUGUCUUUGGUUGCGGAACCUCCGCGUACCAAAUCGAGGGUGCCACAGGGACCCAAGCAAAAGACGGUAAGGGGGUUAGCAUCUGGGACACGUUUGCGCACGGAAAAGGUCUCGGUCACAUCGCACUGGACGCGGACGGUGAUGUCGCCGUUGACUUUUACCACACGUACCCCAAGGACCUGCCGCUCUUCAAGGAGGCGUUCGGCAUGAACCAGUACGACUUCACCAUCUCCUGGACGCGCAUCCUGCCCAACGGCACCGGCCACACGGCCAACGAGCACGGUGUGGAUUUCUACCGCAACGUCGUCAAGACCGCGCACGACAACGGCAUGACGGCUGCGUGCACGAUCUACCACUGGGACCUGCCGCAAGCACUGCAGGACAAGUACGGCGGCUGGGUCGACAAGCGGGUCGUGGCUGACUUCAAGAACUACGCGGAUGUCCUCAUGGGCAGCCUCGGAGACCUGUGCGAUGACUGGAUCUCGAUGAACGAGCCGCGCACAUUCUGCACCGAGGGAUACGGCCCGGACCCAGUUUCUGCGCCGGCGCUCGCGAACGCGACAUACGAGACGCAGUACAAGUGCUACCACAAUGCGCUGCUUGCGCACUCGGAAGCACAUGACGUCUUCAAGAAGAAAAAGAAGGAAGGCAAGGUCAAGGGCAGGUUCGGCAUCAAGAUCGACGGCCAGCCCGGCGUGCCGAUGGACCCGAGAAGCGAGGCGGACAGGCUGGCGCUCGACCAGCACCACGCAUUCGAAUUCUGGGAGGUACCCCCGUUGGUGAACGGCUCGUACGGCGAAAUCUUUGCAAACUACCUUGGCGACGCACUGCCCAAGUUCACGGCGGAGGAGAGCAAGAAGCUCGCGGGCUCGUAUGACUUUGUUGCGUUCGAUGCGUACACCUCUAUCUGGGUCGGCGCGCUGGAUAGCCAAGACGAGCAUGACUGCAAGAGGAACCAGAUGUCGAACUUCUACCCGUCGUGCGUCAACGCGUCUAACUACAACAAUGACGGCUACCUCAUUGGCGUGCCCACUGAGAGCAACUGGAACUUCCGCGCCAACGACACGAUUUUCACCGGCCUGAAGUACAUGCACGAGCACGGCAUCAAGGCCUACACCGUUGGCGAGAACGGCAUGGGCAGGCGCAACGAGAGCCAGCUCUACCUCGCCGAGCGCAUCGUCGACCCGGAGCGCGUGGACUGGUACAGGUCCACGUUCAAGAACAUGAAGUGGGCGCUCGAGGCCAAAUUGCCUCUCAUUGGCUUUACUCCCUGGAGCUGCCUGGACAACCUCGAGUGGAGCGAAGGCUACGGUAUCAAGUUUGGCCUUAUCGACUCACCGUCCGGUUACAACCAGACGCGCACGCCCAAGAUGUCGGCAGCGUACAUCAAGGCUGUCAUGAGCGGCCAACAGCACUCGCAGUAUCCAUAUUUCCCCAUGUCCGGCGUUUGAUGAGGCCGCGCGGAUAGACGGACUC